GCCCUGUCCUAAUUAAUUACUUAUUUUGAAAAAGAAAAUUAAAUUUUCUGUGAUUUUUCUCGUCCUUUCUUUUCUUUUCCCUCGUCAAGGAGGGAAGGAGGAACUUUGAUUGUCUUUACAGGAGUGCCGUUCAUGGGGUCAGAUACCUUGAAAGUUCCCGCUGAACUUGAAUCAGCUUUGCGGCUGAAGACCUUGCAGUACUUUGUAACACGGAGGCCGUGGCUUGAUCUUUACGGAAUUAAUGUUAGGCCUGUUGCACCUUUUGGAAGUUUAAGCAGAACACCUUAUUUUGAUCCAGCACUGAUACACAGGUCCUUGCCUGAUGAGCUUCUUUUUGAGGUCUUUGCACGAAUGACCCCAUAUGAUUUAGGAACUGCAUCGUGUGUCUGUCGGAAAUGGAGGUAUACAAUUCGUAACCCUGUGUUUUGGCGCAAUGCAUGCCUAAAAGCUUGGCAGCUCUCUGGGGCGGUGGAAAACUAUAAGAUGUUGCAGUCAAAAUAUGAUGGUUCGUGGAGGAAAAUGUGGCUUUUAAGACCAAGAAUUCGUACUGAUGGUAAAAUAUCUGAUUUCCUAGUUUCCUUUCAAUUUGAGCACAAUCUGUGUCUGUGUGUCUGCAUAAGUGUGAUUCCUUACUAGAGCUUGCUAGCAGAC
Molecule: messenger RNA, 651 nt
Organism: Carica papaya (papaya)
Lineage: Eukaryota; Viridiplantae; Streptophyta; Magnoliopsida; Brassicales; Caricaceae
Source: RefSeq, a predicted model, not a curated record